Linum tenue is the source of this 2433-nucleotide messenger RNA. The record is from the annotation of a GenBank genome assembly. Lineage: Eukaryota; Viridiplantae; Streptophyta; Magnoliopsida; Malpighiales; Linaceae.
UUAUUGUUUUGUUUUUCCAUCUCUUCGUUUCUUCUCCUCCAAUUAAAACAAGGGAGGGGAAAACGAACCCAAAAAGGUUCCCCUGCUUCCGUUUUCAUUUUCUGGCCUCUGUUUUUCAAUUUGGCCGGAAACCCCGAUGCUAAUCAGAUUCUUCUGAGAUUUUGCUUUCCUUCCUUCCUGACUGAGUUUAUUUAUGGCUUCCUUUGUUCUUCAUGGAGGCCUAUAAUCUAGGAUGUGGCAGAGCUUGGAAUCGGAAAUGGGAUGUCGGAAUCAAGCUCCAGGAAUCUAAGGUUUUGGUCUUCUCGGAACAAUUACUAAUGGAGAUGAUCAAAGAUGCAGACUUUGAUCUGGGUUUUCUCCAGAAAGGCUGAGCUUGUAAAUGUUUGCUAGAAGAUAUCUAUAUCUAUAUAGAAACAGAGUAAAACCAAAACCCAGAAAGCAAAAGGGUUUUUCUUUUUUAUCAGUAUGGAUGAAACUCCGACGAGCUCGCCGGCUGUGACGAUGCAGCACACGCCGGCGCGAAGGAAGAAGAUUGCGAAGCAGCUGACGGGGAAGAAAGGAGACACUUCGCUGCAUUCCGCGGCAAGGAGCGGGAACAUGGCCGCCGUAGUGGAAAUCCUAUCCGGGAGCGACGAGGAGGAAUUGAGGGAGGUUUUGGGGGUUCAGAACCAGUCCGGCGAGACCCCCCUCUACGUGGCGGCGGAGUACGGGUACGUUGACCUGGUCAGGGAGAUGAUCCAGUACUGCGACGUCGCCGACGCUGGAAUCAAGGCCAAGAAUGGAUUGGACGCCUUCCACAUUGCCGCCAAGCAAUCGGAUAUAGAUGUUUUGAGGGUGCUGAUGGAGGCUCAUCCAGAGCUAGCAAUGACAGUAGAUCUGUCAAACACGACGGCGUUGCACACGGCGGCGAUGCAAGGCCACAUCGAGAUAGUCAACUUUCUUCUGGAAGCAGGGAGCAGCAUAGCCACCAUUGCCAGGAGCAACGGCAAGACAGCCCUGCAUUCCGCUGCCAGAAACGGACACGUCGCGGUGGUAAGGGCACUGGUUUCGGCGGAGCCAGCGAUCGCAACGAGGACGGACAAAAAGGGCCAGACGGCGCUUCACAUGGCCGUCAAAGGCCAGAACGUUGUCGUCGUGGAGGAGCUGAUCAAGGCUUCACCUGAGAUUUUGAACUUGCUCGACAACAAAGGAAACACUCCUUUGCAUAUUGCUAGCCGAAAAGGCAGAGCACCGAUAGUGAAAUUGUUGCUCCAACACAAUGAAUUGGACACGAAAGCGGUGAACAGAAUGGCGGAGACGGCGCUCGACACGGCGGAGAAGAUGGGUCAAGACGAGGUGAAAGCCAUACUCGAAGAACACGGCGUCGAGAGCGCAAAAAACCUCAACCCGCAGAACCGAAACCCGGCCCGAGAACUGAAACAGACGGUGAGCGACAUCAAGCACGAGGUUCACUACCAGCUCGAGCACACGCGACAAACCCGAAAGCGGGUUCAGGGGAUCGCGAAGCGACUGAACAAAAUGCACGCCGAGGGCCUCAACAACGCCAUCAACUCCACCACCGUCGUCGCGGUCCUGAUCGCCACUGUGGCCUUCGCCGCGAUCUUCACCGUCCCAGGCCAGUACGCGAGUGACCCGACCCAGAUGCUCCCCGGACAGACCCCGGGCGAGGCCAACAUUGCACAUCAGGCACCCUUCAUGGUGUUCUUCCUCUUCGACUCUGUCGCGCUGUUCAUAUCGCUGGCGGUGGUGGUGGUGCAGACGUCCGUGGUGGUGAUCGAGAGCAAGGCGAAGAAGCGGAUGAUGGCGGUGAUCAACAAGCUGAUGUGGAUCGCCUGCGUCCUGAUCUCGGUGGCGUUCCUUGCGCUGUCGUUCGUGGUGGUCGGCGAGAGCGAGAUGUGGCUGGCGGUUACCGUGGCGAUCAUUGGGACGGUGAUAAUGGCGACAACACUCGGCACGAUGUGCUAUUGGGUGAUUAAGCACCGGAUUGAGCUGUCCAAUCUGAGAAGCAUUCGCCGAAAUUCUAUGAACAGUCGGUCUCUAUCGUUUUCGGCUUCGUAUAUGUCGGAUUCCGAGCUGCUUAAUAACGAGUUCAAAAACAUGUAUGCCAUUUAGAAUUUGCUCAUCUUUUUUUACUUACACUUCUUGUAUACUUUUGUCACCAAACAAAGCGUAGAAAUAUCGAUGUAACCGCUAACCGGCCGAUUGGAGCAAUCUUCAGCAUUAUAAACGAUGACUUGUUCGUUUGAUCGAUUCAUUUGCAGUAUAAAAUGUAUCAACUCGCGUGGCCCAUUCUACAAACACCAAAAAUGGGACUACAUAGGUUUUGUAUAGUUAUUGGUUGUUGGUGGUAUAAUCGUUUUGUAUAGUUAUUGGUAUUAUAUUGUAUUGCUUAAAUGUGAUAACUGAAUUAUCGUUUCAGGUCAUCGGUUAUCA